AUGAGAGACGACUACACCGAGUGGGAACGCUUCUCCCAUCCUGACCCAGAUGAGGAAGACCCCCCGACCCUGGACGAAAUACAAACUCUGCAAGAAUUUGCUGAGCGCUACAGCACAUCCGAUGCUAUUCCAGCAGAGGACGCUGCUCGCAAGCUAAUGUCGCUCGCUGACGAGGGCCGCGUGGUAGACGAGCGCCAGAAUGAUGUCGUGGACAAAGGCGAACGCGGUUCCUGGUUAUUAUGGGAUGCUGCUAUUUACAUGCCGCGCUAUCAGCCUGCUAUUCUCAAGUUGAUUGAGGCUAUUCGUGCGCUUCCCCAGCUGGAAAGAACCGAGGAGCAGAUCCGUGCCGGUCGUUUCGAGGACAAAUUAGAAACCUGGAGGUCCUUGGAGGUUUUCACAAAUAUUUGA
Messenger RNA from Penicillium canariense, 408 nucleotides. RefSeq lists its product as uncharacterized. The record is from RefSeq and is a predicted model, not a curated record. Lineage: Eukaryota; Fungi; Ascomycota; Eurotiomycetes; Eurotiales; Aspergillaceae. The coding region runs from base 1 to 408 and encodes 135 amino acids. The transcript has a single exon.